Paraglomus occultum is the source of this 957-nucleotide messenger RNA. The record is from the annotation of a GenBank genome assembly. Lineage: Eukaryota; Fungi; Glomeromycota; Glomeromycetes; Paraglomerales; Paraglomeraceae.
AUGGUUUCUUUAUUCGAUGUGCCCGCGUUUCUUAUUCUUUUUAGAGAAACAAUUGAAUACUCUAUAAUUCUCGCUGUUCUUUUCAGUUUUAUCGAUAAAAUUGUUCCGGAAGACAAUAAUGAGUUGAGAAAGACGUUGAAAAGACAGAUAUGGAUUGGUACUGCCGCUGCUCUAUCCCUCAUUUUUAUCAUUGGUGUUAUCUUUAUCAUUAUUUUUUAUACUGUCGCUUCCAAUCUUUGGGAACAUAGUGAAGACGUAUGGGAGGGAGUCUUUUCGCUGUUUGCUGCCAUUGUUACGUUUGUAAUGGCAUUUGGUAUGGUAAAAGUCAAUCAAUGGAAAACCAAAUGGGAAGGCAAAUUGAAGGAAGCUACUGAAAAACAUCUUGAUAAACAUAAAAACGGAGAAAAGUGGGCUUUGAUAAUUCUAGCGUUUACGGUUGUCGCCAAAGAAGGUCUCGAAGCCUUUGUGUUUAUUGCUGGAAUUGGAUUCAACAAACCAGCAUCUAGUCUUCCUAUACCCGUUAUUACUGGAACUAUUGCCGGAAUUGUCGCUGGUUAUCUUCUCUACAAAGGAUCGAGUGUCAUGUCUAUGAAUAUCUUCUUUACAAGCAUGACUACGUUGUUAUUUUUUAUUUCUGCUGGAUUGUUUACAACGUCUGUGCAUGCAUUUGUUGAAGUGGCAGAGGGAGCUGAUGAUAAUGGUUCAGGUGGCGAUGACGAAAUCGUCUUGUGGAAUUUAAACUGCUGUAAUGAAGAAACAAAUCGUGGAUGGGAAAUUGCCAACGCAUUGUUUGGUUGGAGGCAUAAAGCUACCUUGGAUACAACGCUUGCCUAUAUUGCUGCGUGGAUAGCCAUAUCCGCUGGGUUAUUCUUUAUUUAUUACAAGGAAAAAAGAAAACGAAUUAAGGAGACUGUAACCGACGAUCCCGAAAAAGAAAUUGAGUCUUCACCACAAUGA